Nicotiana tabacum (common tobacco) is the source of this 871-nucleotide messenger RNA. NCBI's taxonomy places the organism in Eukaryota, Viridiplantae, Streptophyta, Magnoliopsida, Solanales, Solanaceae. The record is from RefSeq and is a predicted model, not a curated record.
UGCUGAUGCAUGUGACAGAGCUACUAUACAUGAAAAACCAAGGCUUCUAAAUCAUCUCUCUCCUAAAAUCUUGACAGACUAAGAAUGGUUUACUUACAGAUUUAUCUUUAUACUGCAGUGAAGAUCGUAACUAUUGGAGUGGCAAAUCUGAUAGCUGGAUUUUUUGUCAUUUGUCAGAAUUUGGUAGACUUGAAGUAUAAUGUCGGAGGAGGUUCCAAUCUUAGUGAUCAAGCAGAUCGAUAUGGAGAGCUACUUGGCCAAAGAAAGCAUUUCCUACUUCAUGCUACUUUUGCCCUGUUGUCAUAUUUUGUAUUUGGCCUUGUCCCACCAGUAGUAUAUGGCUUCACGUUUCGUAAGAGUGACGACAGAGACUACAAGCUUAUAGCAGUUGCAGCGGCUUCUCUUUUGUGCAUUAUCAUACUUGCUGCUGCAAAGGCUUAUACACAAGGAGCAAAUAAGUUCAGUAGAUACUUCAAGACUAUUGUGUCCUAUGUUACAGCUGCAGGUAUGGCCUCAGGUGUUGGUUAUGCAGCAGGCCAUUUAAUUAAGAGGCUCAUGGAUCAGUUGGGCUGGUUUGACUCAAACCCGGCACCCUCUCUUUUUUCCUCCGAGAUGAUUUCACAAAAUCCAGUCUGGGCAUCCUAUUGACAUCUUCUCCGUGUUGUUAAAUCUUCUGUAUUUUCCUCUUCGUUCUUUGUAAGCUUUUAGUACCUCUGAGAAUUUGGCUGUUUCCUUUGGGAAUGUUGAGCGAGCGAGUGAGUUUUGGUUGUUCCUACGUGAAAUUCUGAUGAUGUUUUUGUAGCCCCUGCUUGUGCUAUUCAACUCUGUGAUAUUCUGAUGAUGUUUCUGUCGGGCUAAUUGAUUUGAAUUA